Messenger RNA from Culicoides brevitarsis, 2687 nucleotides. It is a transcript of the gene Ocrl, whose product is annotated as inositol polyphosphate 5-phosphatase OCRL. The record is from RefSeq and is a predicted model, not a curated record. Gene Ontology annotation, cellular component: membrane. Gene Ontology annotation, molecular function: phosphatidylinositol-4,5-bisphosphate 5-phosphatase activity. Gene Ontology annotation, biological process: phosphatidylinositol dephosphorylation; signal transduction. The coding region runs from base 102 to 2687 and encodes 861 amino acids. Lineage: Eukaryota; Metazoa; Arthropoda; Insecta; Diptera; Ceratopogonidae. The transcript is spliced from 7 exons.
AAUUAAAGGAUGGGUUUCUGAGCUCAUCGCUUGUUUUCCCAUAAAUACAAGAAAGUUCCUGCUUUUUAACACCAAUUAACCCUCAAAAUCAGGCGGAAACCAUGUGCGAUUUGUCAUUAAUUAGUCAGAAGCUUCGAUCAAACGAAUCUGUCUUGCUCGGUUUCGAAGUUUAUCGCGCAGGAGAGACGAAAAAUGUGGAUUUUAUUCUUACCAUCGUGAAUUCCGGACCAACUUAUGCGAUUUUUGUGAUAAAAUUGAGCAAUUUUCCCGCAACUGUGUUGAGUGACUUGACCAUCGACAGUGUUUUUCCCAUUGACGAUGGUAUUACAUUCGAAGUUGAUCAAGGAAAUGGAAUUUCUUCAUAUCAACUGAGACUGUCGAACAGAUUUCAAAGCGAAAAGUUUUUUUAUUCGCCGAUGCCUGAUCAGCUGAGUAAUUUGCAAGCAUUUCGUUCGACUUUUGAGCAGAUCAAAGGGCAAUUUGUGCCGACAGCAGGGAAUUUCGAGUGGUUGAAGUACUAUCAGUGCAAGGAUGAUGCUAUCGUAAUUGAUAGAAAUGUCGCGAUGGGCACGGCAAAACCUCAAAGUCGCGAAGAAAAAUUUAGCGAAGAGUUGCGACGUCGAAAAGCUGAGUACACUUUCACGAAUCAGUACAAAAUUUUCUGCGGAACAUUUAAUGUGAAUUGCGUGCUGCCCAACGACAUUUAUUUGAAGGAAUGGCUCUCGGUUGUCUCCGAACCGCCAGACAUUUAUGCGAUUGCCUUUCAGGAGAUCGACAUGAAGCCAGAUACGAUAAUUUUCAGUGAAACGAGACCCGAUCGACAAUGGAUCGAAAAAGUCAUGGAUGCCGUGUUUUCGGGCGUGGAAUAUGUCGAAUUGAUGACGGUGCGUUUUGUUGGCAUGCAAUUGACGGUUGUGAUUCGGAAGUCGUUGCGAACGAGCGUGAAACAAUGUCACACAGAUAUGGUAGGAACGGGCACGUUGAAGUAUGGGAAUAAAGGCGGCAUCGGAAUUAGCAUUAAACUGAAUGAGUCAUGCAUUUGUUUCAUCAAUUCGCAUUUGGCAGCGCAUCAAAGCGAGGUAGAGCGACGGAAUGAAGAUUACAAUGAAAUUAUGCGACGCAUGCAAUUCACGGAAGGGAUUCGCAAACGAUGCAUUUUGGAACAUGAUCACGUCUUUUGGCUGGGCGACUUGAAUUACCGUGUUGAUGCCGAAAAUGUACGUUCAAGCACAUUUUGCUAUCGUGACCUCAAGUUCAACGAUCAGCUGUACAAAGCAAAGUUGGAAAAUCGCGUUUUUCAAGGUUUCGAAGAGGGAACAAUCGAAUUCAAGCCAACGUACAAAUAUGAUUCGGGAACGGAUAAUUUCGACAGCAGCGAAAAACAACGAGCUCCUGCUUGGUGCGAUCGAAUUUUGUGGAAAGGAAAAAAUGUCGUGCAAAAUUCCUAUAAUAGCGUCAUGGAAAUUCGAUUUAGCGACCAUAAACCUGUUUAUGCGACGUUUACGGUGCCCGUUCUCGAAAUUGAUAUGGAAAAGUACAAACGCGUGCAUGAAGAAGUGCUUAAAUCAAUGGAUAAAUAUGAGAAUGAUAAUCAACCGAUGUUGACAAUUGCCCAAACUGACAUCGAUUUUGGUCACGUGAAGUUUAACGAAACGAAAACGUGUGAAUUGGUGAUUGCCAAUAAUUGUCAUUUGCCUGUGCAUUUUGAAUUUAUGGGCAAAGACGGUCCAAAUAGUCGUUCAUGCGAGCCAUGGAUCGACAUAAGCCAUCCAUCAGGAGAUUUGUUCACGGGCGAUAGUCUCAGCAUUCAGCUAAAAAUCUUCCUCGACACUUUUGCUGCUUCCAAAAUGCUGAAAAAGAUCAAAGAUGCUCGUGCCGGCGAGAAAAGUCCUUUGGAUAUUCUCGUUUUGCACGUUUCCAAAGGUCGAGAUACUUUCAUCACACUCUUCGGCGAAUAUCAAGCAAGUUGUUUUGGGCUUUCCAUUGAAACGCUAGUCAAAUUAUCCAAACCCGUUAACGAAUAUCAGCUGCACGACUUAAUUAGCAUCGAAAUUAAGGGACAAACAACAAAUUUAGUCGAGCUCGAUACAAUGUCGAAUCGCAUGAUUCCGCGUGAAGUUUGGCUGCUCGUGGAUUAUUUGCAUAAAAAUGGAUUGGAAACGAAAGAUUUGUUCACUAUUCAGCGGAAAUAUUCCAAAAAUAACAAUAAUUUGAAUGAAAUUCGAGAUUGGUUGGAUUCAUGGUCGACAGCGGCGUAUCCUGGCAUUCCUCAAACAACCGCAGAAGCUCUCUUAAUGCUUUUUGAAUCGACGCCUGAGCCUCUGUUGAAAGUAGCUGACAAAGACAUCAUCAACGUGUGUGAUUCGUUCGACAAAUGCCGUGCAUUGGUCAUCAAUCAAGUUUCGCCGUUGAGAAGGCGCGUGUUUCUCUAUGUUUGUCUCUUUAUAAGGGAGUUGAGAAGGCAUUAUGACGUCAACCAAAUGAAUGAUCGAAAUCUUGCCUUAAUAUUUUCUCGAGUCUUCAUACGGGCUCCAAACGUGCCAAUAAAUCAAACAACAGCAAAUCGCCAGGCAUUUCAACAAUAUCAAGUAGUUCAAGAAGAUCGUCGUCGACAAUUCAUCCAACAAUUUUUCGUAAAUGACGUUCAGCAAUGGGCUGAAAAUGAACUCAGCAGUUUUCCAUCUUAA